Messenger RNA from Manis pentadactyla (Chinese pangolin), 2623 nucleotides. It is a transcript of the gene HSD17B4, whose product is annotated as hydroxysteroid 17-beta dehydrogenase 4. Bases 102 to 2312 code for a protein of 736 amino acids. The record is from RefSeq and is a predicted model, not a curated record. The transcript is spliced from 24 exons. Gene Ontology annotation, molecular function: oxidoreductase activity. NCBI's taxonomy places the organism in Eukaryota, Metazoa, Chordata, Mammalia, Pholidota, Manidae.
CUCCUUCUCGAAAACUGGGAAGUCACUCCCUCUCUCCUCCCUCUGCUAAGGUCUGAACUCUAGCGUUUCUGCCUGCGUGUGUGUCGCUGCUGGCCGGACUCAUGGCUUUGCCGCUGAGAUUCGACGGGAGGGUGGUACUGGUUACCGGCGCGGGGGGAGGACUGGGCCAAGCCUAUGCCCUGGCUUUUGCAAAAAGAGGUGCAUCAGUUGUUGUGAAUGAUUUAGGAGGGGACCACAGGGGAAUUGGUAAAGGCUCCUCAGCUGCUGAUAAAGUUGUUGCAGAAAUAAGAAGAAAAGGUGGAAAAGCAGUAGCCAACUAUGAUUCAGUGGAAGCAGGAGAGAAGAUUGUCAAGACAGCCCUGGAUGCUUUUGGGAGAAUAGAUAUUGUGGUCAACAAUGCUGGAAUUCUGAGGGACCGUACCUUUGGUAGAAUAAGUGAUGAAGACUGGGAUAUCAUCCAUAGAGUUCAUUUGCGGGGCUCAUUCCAAGUGACCCGGGCAGCUUGGGAUCACAUGAAGAAACAGAACUUUGGAAGGAUCAUUAUGACUUCAUCGGCUUCAGGAAUAUAUGGCAACUUUGGCCAGGCAAAUUACAGUGCUGCAAAAUUGGGUCUUCUGGGCCUUGCAAAUACUCUUGCAAUUGAAGGCAAGAAAAGCAACAUCCAUUGUAACACUGUUGCCCCUACUGCUGGAUCACGUUUGACUCAGAAUAUUUUGCCAGGAGAUCUUCUGGAAACUAUGAAGCCAGAUUACGUGGCACCGCUUGUCCUUUGGCUUUGCCAUGAGAGUUGUGAGGAAAAUGGUGGCUUGUUUGAGGUUGGAGGAGGAUGGAUUGGAAAAUUACGCUGGGAGCGGACCCUCGGAGCCUGUGUAAGACAGAAGAAUCAGCCAAUGACUCCUGAGGCGGUGAAGGCUAACUGGCAGAAGAUCUGUGACUUUGAUAAUGCCAGCAAGCCUCAGAGAAUUCAAGAAUCAGUUGGCAAUAUAAUUGGAGCCCUGAGUCAAAUAGAAUCAGAUGGAGGAAUUUCGACAAAUGAUACUAGUCAUGUGGCAUCAACAGCCACAUCAGGAUUUGCUAGAGCCAUUGGCUACAAACUUCCUCCAUUUUCUUCUACUUACACGGAACUGGAAGCUAUUAUGUAUGCCCUUGGAGUGGGAGCAUCGCCCAAGGAUCCAGAAGAUUUGAAAUUUAUUUAUGAAGGAAGCUCUGAUUUCUCCUGUUUGCCUACCUUUGGAGUUAUUAUAGCACAGAAAUCCAUCAUGGGUGGAGGAUUAGCAGAGCUUCCUGGGCUUUCAAUCAACUUUGCAAAGGUUCUUCAUGGGGAGCAGUACUUGGAGUUGUAUAAGCCACUUCCCAGAGCCGGAAAAUUAAGAUGUGAAGGAGUUGUUGCUGAUAUCCUGGAUAAAGGAUCCGGUUUAGUAAUUCUUGUGGAUGUUUAUUCUUAUGCUGAGAGUGAGCUUAUAUGUUAUAAUCAGUUCUCUGUCUUCCUUGUUGGCUCUGGAGGCACUGGUGGAAAACGGACAUCGGACAAAGUAAAGGCGGCUGUAGCCAUACCUAAUAGACCUCCUGAUGCUGUGCUUACAGACACCACCUCACUUAAUCAGGCUGCUCUGUACCGCCUCAGUGGAGACUGGAAUCCCUUACACGUUGAUCCUAACUUCGCUAGCUUAGCAGGCUUUGACAAACCCAUAUUACAUGGCUUAUGUACAUUCGGAUUUUCUGCCAGGCAUAUUUUAAGGCAGUUUGCAGAUACUGAUGUGUCGAGAUUUAAGGCAAUUAAGGUUCGUUUUGUAAAACCUGUAUAUCCAGGACAAACUCUACAAACUGAGAUGUGGAAGGAAGGAAAUAGAAUCCAUUUCCAAACCAAGAUCCAGGAAACUGGAGACAUUGUCAUUUCAAAUGCCUAUGUGGAUCUUGUGCCAACAUCAGGUGUUUUAGCUAAGACACCCUCUGAGGGUGGAAAGCUUCAGAGCACCCUUAUAUUUGAGGAAAUAGGUCGCCGCCUUAAGACUGUUGGGCACGAGAUGGUAAAGAAAGUCAGUGGUGUGUUUGAGUGGCAUAUCACUAAAGGCGGAAAUAUUGGAGCUAAGUGGACUAUUGACCUGAAAAAUGAUUCUGGAAAAGUGUAUCAGGGCCCUGCAAAAGGCUCUGCUGAUACAACCUUCAUACUCUCGGAUGAAGAUUUCAUGGAGGUAGUCCUGGGCAAGCUUGACCCUCAGAAGGCAUUCUUUAGUGGCAGACUGAAGGCCAGAGGGAACAUCAUGCUGAGCCAGAAGCUUCAGAUGAUUCUGAAAGAGCAUGCCAGGCUCUGAAGGACACACAUUAUUAAUAAAAAGAGAAAAAUACUCUCGUCGCCCAAAUAUGUGAAAGUGAUCAAAACUAAGAUGUAGGGAAAUUGCUUCGCAUUUCCAGAUGUCAGAUAAUUUUGCAGAUUUUCAUACUGUACUAAUUUUUCACAUUAUCUUUAUUUUUACAAGGAACUGUAAGCUGGCACAUAAUUAUCCUUCUGCUUCUUAGAUCUCUAUCUUCAUAAUAUAAAAUUUUCACCCAGGACCAGUCUCUUUAGACUUGUGACAGCAUUUGUAAAUUAAAAGGAAAAUUAAAUGGGUAAAGGCUACUUGGA